CCCAGGUUCAAGUGAUUCUCGCUCCUCAGCCUCCUGAGUAGCUCAGAUUACAGGUAUAUGUCCUCGUUUUGCUCAAGACCUUUGGCCAGAGCAGGGCAUGGAUGAUUCUUUUCAAAAAGUAAUACUGAGAAGAUAUGAAAAAUAUGGACCUGAGAAUUUACAGUUAAGAAAAGGCUAUAAAAGUGUGGAUGAGUGUAAGGUGAACAAAGAAGGUUAUAAUGGACAUAACCAGUGUUUCACAACUGCCCAGAGCAAAGUAUUUCAAAGUGAUAAAUAUUUGAAAGUCUUAUUUAAAUUUUUAAAUUCAAACAGACAUAAGAUAAGACAUACUGAAAAGAAAUCUUCCAAAGGUAAAAAAUGUGUCAAACCAUUUUGCAUGCUUUCACAUAAAACCCAACACAAAAGCAUUUAUCAUAGAGAGAUGUCCUACAAAUGUAAAGAAUGUGGAAAAACCUUUAAUUGGUCCUCAACCCUUACUAAUCAUAGGAAAAUUUAUACUGAAGAGAAACCCUACAAAUAUGAAGAGUAUGGCAAAGCUUCUAAGCAACUGUCAACCCUUACUACACAUGAAAUAAUUCAUGCUGGAGAGAAACUCUACAAAUGUGAAGAAUGUGGUGAAGCUUUUAAUCGACCCUCAAAUCUUACUACACAUAGAAUAAUUCAUAUGGAGAAACCUUACAAGUGUGAAGAAUGUGGCAAAACAUUUAUCUGAGGUCCUCAACCCAUACUGAACAUAAGAAUUCAUACUAGAGAAACCCUACAACUACAUGAAGAGAAUGUAGCAAACAUUUAUAUGAGUCCUCAACCUAACUAGACAUAAGAGGAUGCUGCACACACUGGAGAAACCCUACAA
Molecule: messenger RNA, 853 nt
Organism: Chlorocebus sabaeus (green monkey)
Lineage: Eukaryota; Metazoa; Chordata; Mammalia; Primates; Cercopithecidae
Source: RefSeq, a predicted model, not a curated record